Giardia duodenalis is the source of this 3267-nucleotide messenger RNA. Its product is annotated as VSP. The coding region runs from base 1 to 3267 and encodes 1088 amino acids. The record is from RefSeq and is a predicted model, not a curated record. The transcript has a single exon. NCBI's taxonomy places the organism in Eukaryota, Fornicata, Diplomonadida, Hexamitidae.
AUGUUGGUAGGAUUUCUCCUAGUUUGUGUAACAGUGCUGGCAAAGCGCAGCGGGCAGAACGGCAGCGAAAAGUGCAACACGCCCAACUGCAGGGACUGCACAAACCCGAAGGCCGAGAACGAGGCCUGCACUGGCUGCGACCCCGCCUACGUUCUGAGCGGGAGCCAGUGCGUCGAGAGGAAGUGCAACACGCCCAACUGCAGGGACUGCACAAACCCGAAGGCCGAGAACGAGGCCUGCACUGGCUGCGACCCCGCCUACGUUCUGAGCGGGAGCCAGUGCGUCGAGAGGAAGUGCAACACGCCCAACUGCAGGGACUGCACAAACCCGAAGGCCGAGAACGAGGCCUGCACUGGCUGCGACCCCGCCUACGUUCUGAGCGGGAGCCAGUGCGUCGAGAGGAAGUGCAACACGCCCAACUGCAGGGACUGCACAAACCCGAAGGCCGAGAACGAGGCCUGCACUGGCUGCGACCCCGCCUACGUUCUGAGCGGGAGCCAGUGCGUCGAGAGGAAGUGCAACACGCCCAACUGCAGGGACUGCACAAACCCGAAGGCCGAGAACGAGGCCUGCACUGGCUGCGACCCCGCCUACGUUCUGAGCGGGAGCCAGUGCGUCGAGAGGAAGUGCAACACGCCCAACUGCAGGGACUGCACAAACCCGAAGGCCGAGAACGAGGCCUGCACUGGCUGCGACCCCGCCUACGUUCUGAGCGGGAGCCAGUGCGUCGAGAGGAAGUGCAACACGCCCAACUGCAGGGACUGCACAAACCCGAAGGCCGAGAACGAGGCCUGCACUGGCUGCGACCCCGCCUACGUUCUGAGCGGGAGCCAGUGCGUCGAGAGGAAGUGCAACACGCCCAACUGCAGGGACUGCACAAACCCGAAGGCCGAGAACGAGGCCUGCACUGGCUGCGACCCCGCCUACGUUCUGAGCGGGAGCCAGUGCGUCGAGAGGAAGUGCAACACGCCCAACUGCAGGGACUGCACAAACCCGAAGGCCGAGAACGAGGCCUGCACUGGCUGCGACCCCGCCUACGUUCUGAGCGGGAGCCAGUGCGUCGAGAGGAAGUGCAACACGCCCAACUGCAGGGACUGCACAAACCCGAAGGCCGAGAACGAGGCCUGCACUGGCUGCGACCCCGCCUACGUUCUGAGCGGGAGCCAGUGCGUCGAGAGGAAGUGCAACACGCCCAACUGCAGGGACUGCACAAACCCGAAGGCCGAGAACGAGGCCUGCACUGGCUGCGACCCCGCCUACGUUCUGAGCGGGAGCCAGUGCGUCGAGAGGAAGUGCAACACGCCCAACUGCAGGGACUGCACAAACCCGAAGGCCGAGAACGAGGCCUGCACUGGCUGCGACCCCGCCUACGUUCUGAGCGGGAGCCAGUGCGUCGAGAGGAAGUGCAACACGCCCAACUGCAGGGACUGCACAAACCCGAAGGCCGAGAACGAGGCCUGCACUGGCUGCGACCCCGCCUACGUUCUGAGCGGGAGCCAGUGCGUCGAGAGGAAGUGCAACACGCCCAACUGCAGGGACUGCACAAACCCGAAGGCCGAGAACGAGGCCUGCACUGGCUGCGACCCCGCCUACGUUCUGAGCGGGAGCCAGUGCGUCGAGAGGAAGUGCAACACGCCCAACUGCAGGGACUGCACAAACCCGAAGGCCGAGAACGAGGCCUGCACUGGCUGCGACCCCGCCUACGUUCUGAGCGGGAGCCAGUGCGUCGAGAGGAAGUGCAACACGCCCAACUGCAGGGACUGCACAAACCCGAAGGCCGAGAACGAGGCCUGCACUGGCUGCGACCCCGCCUACGUUCUGAGCGGGAGCCAGUGCGUCGAGAGGAAGUGCAACACGCCCAACUGCAGGGACUGCACAAACCCGAAGGCCGAGAACGAGGCCUGCACUGGCUGCGACCCCGCCUACGUUCUGAGCGGGAGCCAGUGCGUCGAGAGGAAGUGCAACACGCCCAACUGCAGGGACUGCACAAACCCGAAGGCCGAGAACGAGGCCUGCACUGGCUGCGACCCCGCCUACGUUCUGAGCGGGAGCCAGUGCGUCGAGAGGAAGUGCAACACGCCCAACUGCAGGGACUGCACAAACCCGAAGGCCGAGAACGAGGCCUGCACUGGCUGCGACCCCGCCUACGUUCUGAGCGGGAGCCAGUGCGUCGAGAGGAAGUGCAACACGCCCAACUGCAGGGACUGCACAAACCCGAAGGCCGAGAACGAGGCCUGCACUGGCUGCGACCCCGCCUACGUUCUGAGCGGGAGCCAGUGCGUCGAGAGGAAGUGCAACACGCCCAACUGCAGGGACUGCACAAACCCGAAGGCCGAGAACGAGGCCUGCACUGAAUGUAAUGACGGCGAUUACCUCACCCCAACUAGUCAGUGCGUAUCUGACUGCACGACCCUCAAGGGCUACUACGGAGACGAUAGUGGCAAAAAGACAUGCAAGAGGUGCAACGAUGCGUGCGCAGAGUGUAAGGGUGAGGGUGCUGAUAAGUGUACGGCCUGUCCUGCUGGGAAGAUGCUCAAAUACACGGAUGAGAACAGUCCAUCAAGCGGUACUUGCGUGGACGGGUGCAAGCCCCAGAGUGGAGCUAGCGGAUGCGAGACCUGCGGAGCCACCAUCGGAGGGACAAAGUAUUGCUCGAAGUGCAGCACAUCCACGGAGGUCCCCGUCAACGGGGUCUGUACAGCAGACAAUGCCCGCGCAGCUGCGUGCAAGGUGAAAGAUGGCAAGGGAGGGUGCACUACGUGUGCCAGUGGGUACUUCCGCCAGGACAACGGCUGCUAUAAGACUGACAGACAACCUGGCAUACAGAUAUGCACGCUAGCCAGUCAGGGCGACAAGUGCGAGACGUGCGCCAAUAGUCUUCAGCCUAGUGCGGCUGGAGUAUGCCCUUUGUGUGAUUCCGCUUGCAAAACGUGCACUAGUGCAAACGAUGCAAACACAUGUUCAUCUUGCGUUGUAGGAUAUUAUCAGGUUGGAACCAAAUGUGUAAGAUGCGACACAAACGAUCCUAACGGUAAUAAGCCUAUCACUGGAGUUAAAGAUUGCGUAAGCUGUGCUCCUCCAGCUGGCGGCGAUGGUGGCUCUGUCAUCUGCUACGUCAAGACGGAUGGCACUGACAACGGCGGAAGCGUCAAUAAGAGUGGCCUUUCUACCGGCGCCAUUGCAGGCAUCGCCGUGGCUGUGAUAGUUAUUGUAGGUGGUCUUGUUGGCUUCUUGUGUUGGUGGUUCCUAUGCAGAGGCAAAGCGUAG